AUGUCUCAAAACAUCCCGAUUACUCGUCGUGCACGUAAAGCUCCUCAAGAGGAAGAGGAUGCUGCGAAGCUGAAAUUUGGCGAAGAUUUUGAGGACGAAGAGUUUCUGUUUAUUUCUGAAGUAGCACUCUUGUUGGAAAAGAUACCCCCGUCUCAAAAGAAUAAUAAUGUAUAUAGAAAAACUGAGGAAUUAGUAAAUACAUUUACAAGGUUUCAUAACGAUGAAUCAGUGCGUGAACUUCGAAAAACUUUGAUGAGACAUAAACUUCACAAGUAUGAAUUAGCACAGUUGGCAAAUCUAGUUUGUGAAGAAAUAGACGAAGCAAAAUCAUUAAUACCAAGUUUAGCUAAAAGAUCUGAUGAGGAAAUUCGCGCCAUGCUUGAUGAUAUUUCAGCAUUGAAAAA
Messenger RNA from Funneliformis mosseae, 404 nucleotides. NCBI's taxonomy places the organism in Eukaryota, Fungi, Glomeromycota, Glomeromycetes, Glomerales, Glomeraceae. The record is from the annotation of a GenBank genome assembly.